This is a messenger RNA of Bipolaris sorokiniana ND90Pr, 1275 nucleotides long. RefSeq lists its product as uncharacterized. NCBI's taxonomy places the organism in Eukaryota, Fungi, Ascomycota, Dothideomycetes, Pleosporales, Pleosporaceae. The coding region runs from base 1 to 1275 and encodes 424 amino acids. The transcript has a single exon. The record is from RefSeq and is a predicted model, not a curated record.
AUGUCUGUCAAGCCGAAAACUUACGUCCACUGUCAACUCGCUACUGUUAUCCUGGCAUGGAGUACCGUUAUUCCACUACCAUCAUCUUUCGUUGUGAAUAUGGAUACAGAGGCGCAGCUUGCGCUGCCGCAAUCGUUGGAGACGUUAUGGGAUGAGAAAGAUAUACACGAGUCUGGCACUAUCAACGCCAAAGCGGAUUCCCCAAUGCGUCAUUCGCUGGAGACGUCGAAUGGUCUAUGUACUAUUGGUGCAGUGCGUGCUGUCUCUGAUACUCGGCUUGCAUCGCCUGUCACCAAGGAUGCUUCGGGGCGCCCAUCUCCGCAAACUCUUGUCGAUCAUUCUGAAAUCGAUCCAUUUCAAGCGUUACCCAAAAGGCCACGAGCUUUUUCCGAAUCCGAUGCAAAAGAGGCAGAGGGGAAUCUCUCUUCUCGGUCAACAUGGCUUCCCUCUGACAUCAUUAUACGGGACUUUGCUUGUAUACAGUUGACUUCAUCCUCGGACUCCAAAACUCCUUUACCAACUCCGUUUCAACUGGCUAUUAGAAGACGCAGAAGCCAACCGCUCGAUUUCACCCGCCAUAUAGUUCCUCUACCCACAACAAUCAAGCUCAAACGUAUAAUUGAGAAUAAAUCCGCGCAUGCCACAGCACUCCCUGAUCUUUCUCCCAAAUAUGUCGGCAAACAUCCCGCUCCGUACAUCAUGCCGUCUCUCACGGACCUGGAAAAGAUUCUACACCCCACGCUCAUCGACGCCAUCCUCCUGUCAGACUACGCCGACGACUUUCCAAACCGCUGCUUCUGCUCGCUCGUUCUGCACGAAAUCCAGUGCAAGCUCCCCACCAUGCGCCUUGACCUCCACAGCCCCCGAAACCAUCAGCACCUCCAGACACAGUUACGCUGCAUACUCUCUAAAAACACAAUUGUGCUCGACAAGCUCCUCGGUCUCUACGGCGAUGCAUUGCGACUACAUGCGCACGCACGCAUAAACUCGCGGCCCAUGGUGCUAGAUACCUGGAACGAAUUCGUUGGCUUGCUAAUCGAAGACGUGUUCAUGCUGCCCAGGCACCCUAUCUUUGACCAGAUUGACGAGUUGGAGCGGCUGGAGCGUGCGGUGGAGGUUGGGCCUGACGACGAGUUUUUCGUGGAUAGUACCGGGGUCAGGGCUGGGUUGAGGAAAAGUAUAGAGAAGGGGAGGCGCAAGAUAAGGGUGUUCAAGUAUAAGGGUGAUAAGAGGGUGGUUAGGUCAAGGGGGAGGAGGUGGGAUUUUACGUCUUAG